AUGGCAUUGAAGUUUGCAAAUGAAGAAGAAGCGAAGAAUGUUAAACAGACGCAGGAUAGCUUAUGGAAAUCAGAUAGCAUGCCGAAAUGUUAUGAUUUUGAUGAAGAAAUAAAAACCAGCUUGAAUGUACACGCAUUAUCCCAUUUACCAGAUCGUAGCAAAGGCAAUGUAGUUGCUACUCAGCAUGAGAGUAGCCUCUUCUCAAGUUCUCUGUCGGAGUUGUUUAGCAGGAAAUUGAGAUUAUCAAAUAAUGCUUUAUAUGGUCAUUCUGUUGACACUGUUGCUUCCCAAUACGAGGAAGAGAGACUUUUUGACUCUCUUGAAGAACUCGAGGCUCAAAUUAUUGGAAAUCUACUCCCCAGUGAUGAUGAUUUACUUUCUGGAGUGACAAAUGAGCUUGAGCUUGACCACAUCAUCCAAGACAGCUCUGGUGACGACAUGGAUGAACUAGACCUUUUCAGUAGUGUUGGAGGGAUGGAUUUAGGAGAUGACAAAAGUCCAUCUUUUGGACAAAAGAAUUCUGAAAUCCUCGAUGGAGCUUGUAACAGUCAACUAGGGCUGUGUAGUGCCUCAAUUGCUGGUGAACAGCCUUACGAUAAACACCCUUCUAGAACAUUGGUUGUGAGAAACAUUAAUAUUGAUGUUGAAGAUUCUGAGUUGAAAUCUCUUUUUGAGAGCUUAAGUGGAUACGUGGACUGUGCCUGUAAGCAACACGGGGUUUUUGUGAUAUCAUAUUAUGAUAUCAGAGCAGCCCAAAAUGCAAUGAGAACACACCAGAAUAGACAACUUAGCUACAGGAAGUUUGAUGUUCAUUAUUCAAAUCCGAAGGAUAGUCCUUCCAAGAAAGAUAUGAAUCAGGACACUCUUGCGGUCUUUUUGUAUGAUUCAUCUGUUUCGAAUAAUGAGCUUCAUCGUAUAUUUAAUGAAUAUGGAGAAAUCAAGGAGAUUCGUAAAAACCCACAUGAUCAACAUAACAAGUUGAUUGAAUAUUAUGAUGUUAGAGCAGCAGAGGCAGCUCUCCAUGCUUUAAAUAGAGAUGAUAGUAUCAGGAAGAGGCUAAAGGUUGAGCCAAGCCUAUCUGAAGACUCAAAACGGAGUAGGGUUCAACAGAUCCAUUCAGUACAUGAACUGAAAGAAAGUAGCUUUUAUCUGCAUCAGAACAGCCCUGCUCUUACGUCACCAACUAACUUCCUCGGUUUGCAUGGGACUUGUAAAUCUGAUAAGAUGGAUGGUGGAAAAAUUCUUGGUGUUGAGCCUGCUACAUGCACACCAUCUGUGGAAACUGCUUUUGUUCAUGGAGUCUCUUCAAGUGUUCCCAACUCUUUACCAUCAGUGGUCAGACUUAAAUCAGUUGACAACAGAUGUGAAGAUACUGAAUCUGAUUCACCAGGCCAGUUGAAUUUUGAUGUUCAAGAUGCAUCAGCUUUUCAUCCCCAUUCCCUUCCAGAACUUCAUGAUGGUUUAGCUAACAGUGUUCGCCGUAUUCCUCCUGAGGUGGCAGCAAGCAUCAAUCUUAGCACACGGGAAAGAAUAGAAACCAUGCAGUUCUGUCCAGUAAACUCCAAUGGACGCUUCAAGGAAUUCAAUGAAUGUGUUUUCAAAUCCUCUGGUAAUGGAAGCUUCCCUCUUCCUGGCUAUCAUUACAAAUGUGGCAACUCCUAUCAGCCUCCUGAAAUGAUGUGGUCAAAUUCACCUUCAUAUUUUGAUGGAGUAUGUGCAGCCCCCACCCUGCCAAGAUUGCAUGGACUUCCUAGGUCACCAUCUCAUAUGAUGACCACUGUUUUACCCAUAAAUAGCCACCAACAUAUGCCUUCAGCUCCUUUUUGGGACAGAAGACAUACCUAUGCAGGGGAAUCUCUUGGAAAUAUGCAAUUUUCUGGUGAUACAACAACACACUGUGUAGACUUUGUUUCUUAUAAUUUCUUUCCCCAUUUUGGGGGAAACUGUGUUGACUUUCGAAUCCUCCCGAAGAAUCUUGGACUCCAUUUUCAUAACCCAAAGGACCUAACGUUUCCUGGAAGAAACCAUAUGAUUACUUCAUUUGAGACUCACAAACAACGUACUAGAAACCGGAGAAAUGAAGGUGUGUCAAACUUGGCUGACAAGAAACAGUAUGAACUUGAUAUUGACCGCAUAAAGAGAGGGGAAGAUGACCGAACAACACUUAUGAUAAAGAACAUUCCUAACAAACUUGGUAGUAUACAUCCAAGAUGCUGUUGGCUGCAAUUGAUGAACGCCAUAGAGGAACCUAUGAUUUUGUUUACCUACCAAUUGAUUUCAGGGCAAAACAAAUGCAAUGUGGGGUAUGCAUUCAUCAACAUAAUCAAUCCCGACUUGAUUAUACCAUUCUAUCAGGUGUUCAAUGGAAAGAAGUGGGAGAAAUUCAACAGUGAGAAAGUGGCAUCACUAGCAUAUGCUCGUAUACAAGGAAAAGCAGCACUCAUUGCUCACUUCCAAAAUUCAAGCUUGAUGAACGAGGAUAAGCGCUGCAGGCCUAUCCUCUUCAACACUGAUGGCCCUAAUGCUGGUGACCAGGUUCCUUUCCCGGUAGGCACAAAUAUUCGCAACAAAGCUGGAAGAGUGAGAAACAACACUCAGGAGGAUAGCCUCCAAGGGAGUCAGCCUAAUUUGGGAAACAGCAGCCUCUCAUCUGAUGGAGACAGUCAUUCAUUGGAGUCAGACUGA
This is a messenger RNA of Sphenostylis stenocarpa, 2685 nucleotides long. The record is from the annotation of a GenBank genome assembly. NCBI's taxonomy places the organism in Eukaryota, Viridiplantae, Streptophyta, Magnoliopsida, Fabales, Fabaceae.